Messenger RNA from Anopheles moucheti, 5234 nucleotides. Its product is annotated as zinc finger protein 260-like. Gene Ontology annotation, biological process: regulation of transcription by RNA polymerase II. The record is from RefSeq and is a predicted model, not a curated record. Bases 1655 to 3346 code for a protein of 563 amino acids. The transcript is spliced from 6 exons. Gene Ontology annotation, molecular function: RNA polymerase II transcription regulatory region sequence-specific DNA binding; DNA-binding transcription factor activity, RNA polymerase II-specific. Lineage: Eukaryota; Metazoa; Arthropoda; Insecta; Diptera; Culicidae. Gene Ontology annotation, cellular component: nucleus.
GAGAGAACAAGCUACUAAAUCAUAACGAACACUUCAUGAUAUGGCUUAUAUUAUCCACAAGUGCGCCGAAACCCAUACGUAUGGAUUGCACCAAAAUAUAGCACCAGUAUGACUAAGCGUCUCGCAUUACGAAGAGCCAAUCGAAUGUGCGUUAGAAGAAUGAAAUAACGCAUACACGCGAGAACAGUCGCUCAGAAAGUCGCGGUUUGUAUGCACCCGGCACAGUUGCCGCGCAAGAUGCGCGAACACUAGCGACUUCCAGAAUUCAGUGUAUACAGCGCAGAGUUAGGCCUGGGCCGUCGCUCCACGAGUCGCGCACGUACUCUUGUCCCAUGUUCCUCUAAGCUGAGUCGUCCGAUCGACGGCAGCUCACUCUCACACACUUGAGCGCGCCAAGAGUGGUUUGGUGUGCGAUAGGACAAUUCUGAUUCCGUGCCGCUCAUUCGUUCGUACACGGUUAAAUCGAUCGGAUGGGGUUUCCUGUUGGCGGCGUUUUAUUACGAUUAGGUGCAGUACGAGCGAUUUUUUCACAUGUGAACCAUAGCUACAAACGUAGACGAGUUGGAUAUUUUUACAGUAUUGUGAUCCUCUGGAAAGAUCACCAUAGCUCCUAUCAGCAACAAAAACGGGGUCACCCUGUGGAACGUCGCCCCGGCCAGAACGAAAGUAGCACACACACAGGAGGUCAACUGAUGGUUCAAACCCCGUGACAGUCCAUUCGUUACGAUCUGAUUUGAUGGUGAAGUACGGGGCAAGCAGGCGGACAACACGGAGCUACAGUUCUUGAAAUGUGGUGCAUGCAUAAUACUGGCCUUAAAUCGUUCAACGGCACCAAAGGCGACGAUCAGGCCUCUGCCGCGCAGGCUUUGGACAGUGAGCAACUGAUGUGAGAGAAGACUUAUAUCCAUCGAGGAUCGUUUUCGGAAGCGUAUAGCAGGGGCAGCGUGCAAAGAAGAUCAGGCACAAUUUCAAAGGUUGAUAGGCGGGAAGUGGCAAAACGGUCGGUUCUUCAUGUCCACCCUAGGAUGGUAGGAACAUUGGUUAAAUAUUCGGAAGGGCAUCUUGUACACUGGCGUGUGCAUGCGACGACCACCGCUGUGUGUACCUUUGGUGUGUUCUAACCUCCGAAUAACUGAUGGUGCGUGGAACGGCAGGAACCGAUCGAAUUCGUCGCUGAGUUAUACACGAUGUGCUGGUGCGAUAACGCCAUUAUGUGAUCUUUUUCUUUCCUAACGGUGGUGGUGGUAAUGUUUUAGGUGCUUUUCUUAAACUAACAGUGCUAAUGGUGUGUGGUGAUGGUGAUAUGCGACAGCUCCCUUAUCAGCGAGCUGAAAACUCUUUCCACUAACACGAUUACGACGGUGGUGUGUUUGUAGGUUAGGUGGUUGUUGCUUGAAUAUACACUUGUUGUACUACUAACGAAAAACAAACCCCUUCAAAACGAGUCGAACUUUUUACGUGUACGGGAUCCAGUUCCAAAACGCAUUGAUAAAAGCACACUUUCGCUUUCCUCCCCCCCCGGGAGAACGGAACUCAGCGACAUUAACGUCGACAGCAGGCCCGAGCCCGAGCCAAGCGUCUUUUUUGGGACGCCGUUGUAAACAUCGAAUCGACGAUUAGUGGGUGAUUCCCUGCUCGCAAAUCAAUACGUGGCAUGAUGAAGAAAUCUACGCGUCAAGCCCGAAUGUCUCGGUACGUCGGUAAGCAUUCGCCAAAGAUCGCGACUCCGGAUGAAGGCAACAACAAUAACAACAACAGCCCCGGCAAGGGCAGGAUCGCAACUGCUGCAAAGCUAGCAGUAAGCGGUGACGAGGAGAUGGCUUUGAGUGAUCUUCCUUUGUUUAUCGUGGAAAAACCGAUCAACUAUGACGAAACAUCGGUGGACUGUGAGGACGAGGAUGACAAGUCGGUUGUGAAGAAACUGGUCAACAAUGAGACGGCUGGUGAGGAUGGGGAUGGUGGAGAGUCUGGUAGUGGCACGGAUGCAACUUUAUCAUCCGCCGGUGGUUCAUCGUCCACGUCCAAGCGUGGUCGCAAACGCCAGGAACGGAAGCUGUAUCAGUGCGAAGUUUGCCAAAAGGAGUUUAUGGGGACGAACGAUUUGCGCAAACAUUUGCGAAUACAUAAUGACGAGCGGCCGUACCCGUGUCCGCACUGCAAGAACCGCUUCCGACAGGCGGGAUGUCUGAAGAACCACAUCGCUUCUCAGCACGGUACGGACGAACAGUACACGUGCGAUCUUUGCGGUAAAUCGUUCCCGAUCAAGGAGCGGUUACGGUUGCAUAUGCGCAUCCACACUGGGGAAAAACCAUACAGCUGCUCGAUUUGCCCGAAAACCUUCGCACGCGGUGGACAGCUAACGCAACAUCUUGCCACGCACAAUGGUGUGAAGAAGCACAAAUGCGACCAGUGCAUGGCCGCUUUCUCCUGUGCGGCUAACCUGAAGAUGCACCUUAAAAGCCACAUGGACAUCCGCGACUACACGUGCCAUAUUUGCGGUCGGGGAUUCUAUCGGCCGGAUGCGUUAAAGAAGCAUCUGCUCUGCUACCAUGCGAAUCUGAAAGCGUUCCACUGUAACAUAUGCAACAAAAUGUUCAAGGGACAUUUGCCGCAGCACAUGCGUACGCAUCUGAAGGUCCGUCCGCACGGUUGUGCCGUGUGUGGUUCGGUUUUCUCGCAACGAUCACAACUGAUUGUUCAUCAGCGCAUUCACAGUGGCGAGCGUCCUUAUCGGUGCCAGGUUUGCUGGCAAGCGUUCGCUCAUUCAAGCGUGCUGAAGUUGCACAUUCGUAAACAUACGGGCGAAAAACCGUUCGAGUGUCCGCUGUGUGUGUCGAGCUUCUCGCAGCUACCGCAUUUGAAGAAGCAUAUGCUCUCUAUUCACCAGCAGGACAAAUCGUACCUUUGCAAAAAGUGUAAGGAAUUUUUCAAAACCAAGAUGGACUAUCAGCUACACGUAACAGCAUGCUACAAAGAUCCGGCAGCAUUGAAGAAUCUCGACAAUAUGAUGGACCCCAUGUACCGACCGACGGAGACCAACGGUAUCGAUCCACCGAUGACCAUUUCGCGCAUGCGAUUUCUGGUGGCAAUUCUGCUGAAGAAAAUUUCCAGCGAGGAUCGGCUAAAGGAGCUGGGCUUCGAUAAGCGACUGAUCGAUAACGUUCUAAUCGAUUCGCUGAAGUGUGCUGGCCGCAAGGUUUGCGACGACAAGUCAUUUGAUCCGCUGGAACGAUUGAAGCUAAACGUACAGGAGCUGCUGGAAUGGACCGUACCACAAAACUACAUGGAAGAAUUCCGUGGUGCCAAUCGCAGCACUGAGGAACUGCUCGAGGAACUUACAAACUAAGAUGCGACCAUUUCAGUUUUCACCCGGGAGGGAGGGAGUUUAAUUCUUUUUUAAUGAUUAAUGUUUUCUUUGGUAGUAAUUUAAAAUUUUGCUUUUAACCCUUUUUUUUUAUUCAGUUCAUUUAAUGGUGUGUUUUGGUGGUGGAAACAUUUUCUUUUCUAAAAUAUGCUUUUUCCUAUCCGAUACCUAUGACUGAAGAUAAUUGUGAAAGCUGAACUAAAGAUUUGCUAAAGAAAGCUGUGUAAUAUGUUAAAUGUUGAACAUCGUACUAAUAUAUCCUUAAUCCCCCUUCUUUAACACGCUCAGCGCGCCGUGUCAUAAACGUUCAAUGCGAUUUCCAUAGAGCAUCACUCACAUUUGGGUGAUGCGGAGCUGAACAUGUUAAUCUACUAACACACAUACAAGUGCAUAGUACUUCGUAGUGGAACGUAUAAAGGGAGGGUAGCACUGCCUGAAACAAUGCACAAAAACAAUAAGUCGAAAAGCGAAAAGUAAACCAAUGAAUUGCGCGCGCGCACACACACCAAUGGCGCAUGAUGCAAAACGCCAUGCCAAACGAACGAUGAUUCGAUGCCAUUUUAUUUUUUAUUGUAUAUUUAGUUGUAUUGUUUGAAAUAAUACUAAUAACAAGUUGCAUGUAAGCAUUUCGAUGUACGUCAUCUGUAAUACGGGAAGAAGAGCGUGUAAUUCGAAACAAAAACAACACAUGAUCAUUUGCUCCUUCCGGUGAAGAUCGUACAAAAGGAUGAAAGCAUAUUUGCCUUAACAGACACUGCUAUACGUUUAGCUUCGCCAUUGUUAUCCUAGUCUAAUUUCUAUUGAAAAAAAGGGUCAUUCGAAAGCACGCCUACGUUAUUUGGUGUAGGAUAGACGAAUCAUCAUCAUUCAUUCUUAUAAAAUGAAUUUUUCAGGCCCAAGAGCAGUUGUUUUUAGAAAAUUUGGUGAAUGAUGGAACUUGUUUUUAGAGUUACAAAGCGUGUAAAUUCGGCAUUGAUUUGGUUUUUCUCUUAGUUACCUUUUCCGCAUUUUUAGAAGCUAUGAUAACAGUAAUGUAGUAAAGAUUCCGAACGGAAACGGAAUAUUUCAGCUGAAUACCAAAAAAACACAAACAACUUGAGAAGUAAAAGCACGAAUUAGCUGUCCACGGCCGUACCGCGGUGUGAGAGUUGUCAGCAUUAUUAGAUACACAAAACCAGAACUCAACACUGUUACCAUGUUGUGUAGUUUGCCAUUCGGCUUGCCAUCUGUGUCUGCAUGGAAGAAUGAUAGUUGAUAUAAUAUGUAAGUGGAAAUCAAAAGAAAUGUUUCGAAACCCAGUGUAACAGAACUCAUCGUAUAUGAAUAUAAAUGUGACAGUGGCCAUAUAAGCACCGAUCUUCAUUUGUGUACAAUCGUGUAUAAUCGGACUCUUGUGCGCCACACUUCCGGUUUCGUAUGUAUCUCUGAAUAGACGAUAAAGUAGCUAAUGUAAUAUCUCAUUGUUCAUCAUGAUGUCGAUGUGCUGUGUGUCGAUCGUUUUGCGGAACACAAAAACCAAAUUUUGAAACCAAACUUGACCGAACUACUAACACAAAAUGUUAACAUGCUGUGCGUAUUGUGUAUCCUCGACCCGAGCGAUACCUAACCAUCCCGCAUAAUCGUUGGUCACACAUAACCUUUUUAGUAAUUGGUAGAUAAAUGUAGUAGUAUUUUGGUGUGGAAAUACACAAAUAAAAACACACGUACCGGAAAAUGUUUAGCUUCAAUGUGAAUUUAUUACAAAUAUGGACCGGGGAGAGAGCGAGAGAAUCGUUCGUAGGCAGCAAACAUACAUCGCUUCUUAUGUACAGUGAAAGUGUACUGGAUGUACGACUUUUAAGCUCCGCGGCCAAUUGUAUAAAAUGUAUUA